Penaeus indicus is the source of this 3288-nucleotide messenger RNA. Its product is annotated as pleckstrin homology domain-containing family A member 3-like. The record is from RefSeq and is a predicted model, not a curated record. The transcript has 7 exons. Gene Ontology annotation, biological process: receptor recycling; endosome organization; retrograde transport, endosome to Golgi. The coding region runs from base 44 to 706 and encodes 220 amino acids. Lineage: Eukaryota; Metazoa; Arthropoda; Malacostraca; Decapoda; Penaeidae. Gene Ontology annotation, cellular component: trans-Golgi network; early endosome; recycling endosome.
UCGGAGGUAAACACGCGCACCAGCUGUUCGGCCAAAACACCCGAUGGAGGGGAUCUUGUACAAAUGGACUAAUUACUGGAACGGAUGGCAGCCAAGAUGGUUUGUGUUGGAUCAAGGGGUUCUUGCGUACUACAAAUCCCAAGAAGAAGUCAACCAAGGUUCAAAGGGCUCGGUUAAAUUGUCAGCAUGCGAGAUCGUGGUUCAUCCAACAGAUACUAUGCGUAUAGAUAUAGUCAUUCCAUAUGAGCAACAUUUUUACCUCAAAGCACCAUCACCCCAUGAGAGACAUGCCUGGCUUGUGGCUCUUGGUAGUGCCAAGGCCGGCAUACCGCCUGCCAUUCCUCAAGCUAAAGUAGAGAAGGGUAAGACUGAGCCUGAACACGAUACUGUUAAAGUUAAAAAGUCGGAGCUGAGACUUACAUGUGACUUACUGAUGAAGCAGGUGUAUAGUGUGAAGACAGCUGCCAACAACCCAGAUGGACCAGAUCUUGAGAAACUAGAUGAAUCAACAGCUUUACUGACAGCAACGUGUGAUACAUUUAUUCGUACCUUGGAGGAAUGCAUGAAGCUCGCUAACACCUCCCAGACGCCCCAGCUUUCUGGUGAAUUCCCAGUUCCUCCAAUCACACUCCUUAAGGAGAGAAAAAGUUCUUCAUCGACACCUGUUGUUACCAGACAGAAUUCUGCAGAAAGGAGGACAGAGUAGCGGAAAAGGAGACCGAGACCAAGAAUGAAAUCCUGCAGCAUCAAAUCACAAAGUUACUGAAGAAAGUUCAAGUGCAACUUACAUCCAGAGUGAAAGCAUGGAGAAUGUUUAAAUAGAUUGAUUGGUAUCUGUGCAUUUUUUUUUCUUUUUUUCUUUUUCUUUCUUUUUUUCUUCAUUUCCUUUGUGCAAGUAGUGAGUUACUUGUUUUUUUGUUUUUUUUUCAAAGAUAGGCUGUUAUGGAGGCUGUUUUGUUUAUUGUUUGUGCUAUUUUUGUUUAUUUUAUGUAUUGUUGAGAAUACUCUUGAUUUGUUUAAGAUACUUAUAUUAUUCUGAUUUUAUAUUUUGAUUGAAUAUAUUUGUAAAGAUUUCUUACACAUAUACAGUAUGUAUGUACAAGCUCUCACACAUACUCUAUAAAAAACACACACACACACACACCCACACCCACACACCCACACCCACACACCCACACACCCACACACCCACACACCCACACACACACCCCCACACCCCCACACACACACACACACACACACACACACACACACACACACACACACACACACACACACACACACACACACACACACACACACACACACACACACACACACACACACUCACAUAUACACAUACACAUACACAUACACAUACACAUACACAUACACAUACACACAUACACACACACACACACACACACACACACACACACACACACACACACACACACACACACACACACACACACACACUCUCUCUCUCUCUCUCUCUCUCUCUCUCUCUCUCUCUCUCUCUCUCUCUCUCUCUCUCUCUCUCUCUCCUUCUCUCUCACACACUGAAAUUAAUAGUGUAUAGUAUAUUUGAAUUGAGUAUCGUAAAUUAUAGCAGACUUGCCGUAUAUAUUUGUUACACAUUAUGUGUUACAUGAUACACAAUAUUAAUAAUUCACUGUUAUGUAUAGUUAUAUUCACUUCUUUAACAGUGCAGUCACCAGUAAGUUCAUGCUGAGUAUUUUUAUUAGUACUAAGGCUGAAGGAAUGAACAGGUUAAGCAUAGGUUUGUGUGUGUGCAUGUGUGUGUAUAUACAAAAUAUAUGUAUAUACAAUAUUUAGAUAUGUAUUUAUAUACACAUAUAUGGAUGUGUGGAUGUGUGUGCUUGCCUGUGUUUGAGAGAAUACGUACAUGUAUAUGUAUGUAUAUAUAUAAUUUUUUUCGUGGAAACUAUUCCUUCAAAAAAAAACAAAAAAACAGUAGAUUGCACUUUGACAAUCAUAAAACAGAAUUGGCAAAAGUUUCAAUUGAAUAUGAGUAAAGAAGCUUUCGUAUGCAUUUUGAUCUCACUCGACAUUUCGCUGAUUAAUUCCAAGUGAUGUACUUCAGUGUAGUAUUAAGGAUUUUCAUCAAGUUUUAGAUGUAUUUUUAUUAUGGUUAUUAGUAUUAUUAUUAUUAUUAGCACUAUUAUUUUAUUUACUUAUUUUUUAUGUUUUUUUAAUUUCCGGUUUUAUGACUGUAUGACUUAUUUGAGCUGCCUUAUUAUUCAUUUUUAUUUUUUUGCACUGUUUUCAUGUUUGUCUCUGAUUUGUAUUGAGAACUUUGUAACCGUCAAAAUCAUAUCAUUAGUUUACAUCCCACACGGUAGUAGGAUGUAUAAGAGAGAUUUGACUUUCUUAGAGCAGCUGCGCAAGAAUAUAUCUGUAUUAAGCGCUAACACCAGCUAGAGAGAUCUGAUUUAUUGGAGAUUUGAAGAAAUUCCGACUGCAGACUGUGCAAUUGUGUAUCCAGUCUGCAGUUUUUGUAGUUCCACAGACAUUCCUGAAUUGUUUGCAAUUGAAUAGGAUUUUUUAAUUUGUAAGUGUACCAGUUUUUGUAAGCAUUGAAAUUAAUGCCUGUUGCUUUUGAGUUGAUUUUAGUAAUGCAGGGUUUUGCUGUUCAUUACAUAAAAGUUCUGUGUAUAUAUAUAUAAAAACCCCUUCCUUCCCUAGAGUGUUCGGGUUUGAUGGUUUUCAUGGUGAUACCAAGUAUUUUGAGAUUUUAUGAUUUUUAGGCAAAUGGUAUGGUAUGCUUUAUUCUUUGAAUGAUAUAUAGGAAUAUUUGUUUUGAUUUUCUUUUUUUUUUAUACUAUGUAAGAUAGAAAUUUAUAAAUUAAAAGUGAGGCCAAAGGAAAGAGUUAUAUUCACAUAGGUAUAAAGCCGUGAUUAUUUAAACUAUUGUUAAUAUAUGUAGAUUAUAAAUAAAACAUAUUUGUAAAUGCUGUACAUUCACACAGGUCAAAGAUCAAGUGCAUUCAGGAUUACCACUAACUUAGCUAAAGUCAAAUGGUUAGUUCUCGUUUCCUGUGCAUUGCCUUGUCUUGCAACAUGCAACAUUCACAUACAGUGUUGUUCUUCCUGUCUCGACAUGGGAAAUACGCUGCGAGUCAGUGUGUUCCUGUGUUUCUCUUUGUUACGAUUUUUUUUUUUUUUUAACGUCCUGCUCCUUUUACUAUGAAUUUUUCAUGCUUACGCUUUUAAGGACAAACGUAAAUUCCUAUUUCUAAAAUUCAGAAGAAUCAGAUUUGUAUUUCCCUUAGCUUAUAUAUAUAU